Molecule: messenger RNA, 1800 nt
Organism: Stereum hirsutum FP-91666 SS1
Lineage: Eukaryota; Fungi; Basidiomycota; Agaricomycetes; Russulales; Stereaceae
Product: peptidase M18 aminopeptidase I
Exons: 2
Coding region: 334-1800 (488 amino acids)
Biological process (GO): proteolysis
Cellular component (GO): fungal-type vacuole
Molecular function (GO): metalloaminopeptidase activity; zinc ion binding
Source: RefSeq, a predicted model, not a curated record
CCUCGUCUCUCACCUCGAUUCUCAACAUGUCUAAAUCUUCCAAAUAUACAGCAGCCGGAUAACGGGCCCCCCUAUGAGUGAAAUGUUAUUUUACGACAUAUUUCCCGUCUUAUCGUCCAAGCGGAGCUAUCCGCAAACGCGCAACAUGUCGACGAAUCCCCGCAUGCAAUCAUUCCACGUCGUGCUCUCGCCAUCGUCCUGCUCGGCACACCCCUCUACUUAUACCGUUCCCUGCUUCCUCUCAGCUGGCACUUCACUACGUCGCCUCUAGCACUGAGCCAGUGUCGCAUCUAACGCUCACCGUCGCAUCUAAUACUCGCCGUCGCGUCCACCAUGACUGCCACCAACCGCACCGCCUCCUCUAACCCAGAGGACUACACCCAGCCCUACUGCGACUUCAUGACCGAAAACCCCACAAUCUUCCACGCCGUCUCCACCGUCGCCUCUUCUCUCCGCGCCGCAGGCUACCAACCUCUCUCCGAGCGAGACACCUGGUCCCUCGUCCAGGGCGGGAAAUACUACGUCGAGCGCAACGGGAGCGCGCUCAUCGCCUUUGCUGUCGGCGAGGCGUUCGAGCCCGGGAAUGGAGCCGCGGUGAUCGCGGGACAUAUUGAUGCGUUGACGGCGAGGCUGAAGCCCGUGCCGAGGUUGGAGGUGAAGGCGGGCUAUGAGCAGUUGGCCGUCGCGCCGUAUGCGGGGGCGUUGAAUAGUACGUGGUGGGAUAGGGAUUUGGGCAUUGGGGGGAAGGUGUUGGUUAGGGAGGGGGGGAAGGUGGUGAGUAAGUUGGUGAAGUUGGGCUGGCCGAUUGCUCGUGUGCCUACCCUUGCGCCUCAUUUCGGUGCUCCCUCUCAAGGGCCUUUCAACCAGGAGACUCAAAUGGUCCCUAUUAUCGGUCUCGACAACAGUGAUGUCAACGGUGCCAGCACGAUCAAGACGGAAAGUUACCAAGGUCAAUACGGCGGUGAACGUUCCUUCGUUAACACCCAGCCCGACCGGCUCGUCAAAGCGAUCGCGAAAGAACUCGGCAUCACGGACUACAGCACGAUCGUCAACUGGGAACUCGAGCUCUUCGACAUCCAACCUGCCCAAGUCGGCGGUAUCGACAAGGAAUUCAUCUUCGCCGGUCGCAUCGACGACAAACUCUGCUCCUGGGCCGCCGUCCAAGCUCUCCUCAACAGCACCUCUUCUUCUUCCUCCUCCUCCGCCGCCUCCUCCGCUCCUUCCAGUAUCCUCAAAGUCGUCGGCCUGUUCGACGACGAGGAAAUCGGCAGUCAACUCCGCCAGGGCGCAAAAGGCAACUUCCUCCCCUCCGUCCUCCAACGUAUCACAGACUCCUUCGCACACGGCCUCGAACCAACCUCGUCCCUCCUCUCGCAGACCUACGCCAACUCCUUCCUCGUCUCCUCCGACGUCAUCCACGCCGUCAACCCGAACUUCCUGAACGUCUACCUAUCGAACCACUCGCCCCGACUCAACACCGGUCUCGUCGUCUCGGCGGACUCGAACGGGCAUAUGACGACCGAUUCGGUGUCGACGGCGCUGAUGCAGCGCGUUGCGGAGAAGUGCGGGCAGAGGCUGCAGGUUUUCCAGAUUAGGAAUGAUUCGAGGAGUGGGGGGACGGUGGGCCCGAUGUUGAGCUCGGCGAUGGGGAUGAGGGCGAUCGAUGCGGGGAUUCCGCAGUUGAGUAUGCAUAGUGUGAGGGCGACGACGGGGAGCUUGGACCCCGGGCUUGGGGUGUUGAUCUUUCAGGGUUUCUUGGACCAUUAUGAGAGUGUGGAUUUGGAGUUUAGGGAAGUGUAG